GCCCCUGGCAACCACCGGAGAACGGGCGGAAUAUGGCGAAGAAAAUAAGUGACAAAAAAUCUCUUUGGCAACAAAUAUGUGACGAGUAUGAAGCUGAGCAGCCCAGUCCUCCCAGUGCUGUGCGGGCGGAUGUUGACCCUCUCCUGAGCCACCCUGCUCUCGCUGGCAAUGCUGUGUUGGGAAAACCUUGUCCUUCCAGUCAGAGGCGCCCAUCAACACCUGAAACUGCACCCCCUCCUCAGCAACAUGAACGUCCUGUCAUAUGUUUUUUGGAGAGGAGAGUGUUUCCAGAGUUGUUGCCAGGACUGGAGGCUCUACUGAAAGAAGCACAGAAACAUGGCUGUUUCGAGAGGAAAAAAACAGCAUUUAACCCUUGUGACUUCCUGUCGGAGUGGCUCUACAACCAUAACCCCUGCAGGCAAGAACAGGUCCCAGUGAACUUCCAUGACAUCCCUUUUGUCAAGGACUGGCUCAGCAUGCAUCCCAGGCCUCCCAUCCCUCUGUUUCUGCAGUUGAGUGAGGAUCAGGCUGCCCUGCUCAUCCAGGCUUUCUGGAGAGGAUACAAGAUCAGGGCACGCCCAGAUGUGCAGGAGCUGCGCCAGUGGCAGAAAGAACUGAGAGAGAACCGUGACAUUGCCAAAACUGUCGAGCACUUCUGGGUCCAACACGAGAGCCGAGUGGGCUCUGCCAUGACGGAUCUUCCAGGAAGCCCGCAGCCUGGCGACUCAGAUGUGUCCAUCCAGGUGGUUUCCCCCACCCCCCAGAGCACUGUGGUCCACACCCCCACCCCCCAGAUGACCCCUGAGGGCAUUGAGUUGCUGACCCCCAGCCUGUGCAGCAUGGAGAAAAUGGCCUCCACACCAUCAGCAACUGAUGUACUCGCUGUAUCUGUACAUGGUCACAAAUCCCUGACUGCAGCGUCUCCUUCUUUACUCUGACCUGAAAACCUGAGCUAAAUCAUUAGAUGUGUGAACAAGGUUUUUCUGGUGUUUAAAGGCUAUUAGACGCUGUUAGGUUGAUGUCAAACUGACCAAAGCGAUCAGUCAAACACGCCGUUAAAGCGCCUGUAACCAACUGGAUAUGGCCAGGCAGGGAUUUAUGGUUCGAGAUUUGCGUCUAAUUAGUUGAUUGCUUUCAUUGCCUUUUUGAUGGAUCACCUCCCUUCACGAGUCUCACCCAACAAAUGAACACCAUAUAGUACGGUUCACUUGUUAUUACUGUCGGGAGUGAAGCCUCCCAUAACAGACUUCAUAUUUCCUCGCAGCACCUCUCGCUGAUAGCUCACUGGAAGAUAACCAAAUCGUAUUUCCCUGCCUUGUCAUUUCCUCUUUCCUUAGCAGUACAUAUCACUCCACAAAAGAGGUUAUAGCAUUUCCAUUCAAGCCAGGAUUUGAGGCCAGAGUGAAAGGUGAGUCAGCAUGCAGAGCAGCACUUUCUAUCCUGUUUAUCAGGAAAGAAAAUGACCCUGUCAGGGAAACAGAGACUAAAAUGUGUAAAAACAUCACUGAGAUCACCGGUGAGUGAUUGAUAGCUAUUUGACAGAGCAGCAGCUAGGAAUAUCCUGUAUUCUCUUAACGUCUGACUAAUUUACAAACAAUAAAAAUCCCUGUUACAUGUUCUCAGACACAAUGUGGAUUCAAUGUUAGCUUCAGGAAGUAUACCCUAUUUAACAGUAAAUAUUUUUAACAUUAUUUCAUGUGUAUAUCAUGGAAAAGCAGCUUUAAAUCAUAGAGGAUAAUAAAUAGAUAAUUUAUUUAGUUUUUACCAAUAAACAUUUACACCAUAUGGACUUUUGGUAACCAAAGUAACCUGCUGUGUCUCAAGUCGAAUACCUGUGUACUUAUACUUGCUAUUUUGAGUGCAUGAUUGCGUUCAUAAUGAGAAGUAUAGCAAAAUGCAAUGCACUACUGGUGCACCCGUACCAGUCAAACAGUUGAGUGUGGAAAGUUGGAUACUUCUCAACCUCAUGGUCGCCAUGUUGCCGACGUAGUCGAAGGGGCGGGACCACAACACAUUUCAAAUUUGUGAAAUGUCAGCUGACUACCACAGUAAAGUACAAAUAUACAUGUGUAUUUUAAACUACCAUUAGACUGUUGUCGGAUAAAAGCCAUCAGUUUGUUUAUUGCGUUUCUUUCUGUAGUAAUUUGGCACCACAAACAACAAUGUGAAUGUUAGCUUGCUAGCUAGCUAGCUAACAGCAGCACGUUUUAUCAUCAGGCAUUGACGUCACAGGUGUUGUUGCGUAAGCUAUACGAUCUGUGAGGGUAGUUAAGUUUGGUGUUUAUGCAUGUUAAAUUUUCUUCAUUGUAGAAGAUUAUAGUGUUAGAUUUGUGUCCAGAAGCUUGACAAGCUGUAAAUGUUCACGAAAAGCAGCAGCCAUAAUUAACUUGGUGGAUCAGCUGGUGAUAGAAUCAACCUGUGUCGGCUGCGGAAACUCAUAGAUUCAUUUUUAAUUCAAUAACAUCAUAAAUACAGAAGAAAUUAAGUGAUGAUGUAGCAAGCAUGUAGUCUGACGAGUGACAAUUGUAAGUUGUUGAUUGAUUUGAGGCAAUGCUACCCUGUCAAAAUUUGCACACUAUGCAAGUAAGUACAUUGUGUACCCAUCGUCUGUGAAUUUGUAUGUUUUGUUCAUGCUGUAUUUUAUUUCUGCAUAUUCUCACACUACAGCAUAUGUGGUUUUGGUCUUUUGCUAGACGUAGCUAAAGGUUAGACAUUUUGUGUUCUGCCACUGAUGACUCCAUUACUUUCAGCUGUCUUUUUUUUUUUUUGUGCAUGCCAGCAUUCAUUUUAAAUGUCACGUAUCAGCUAUGGAAAGUUCAUGAAAUUCGAUAAGCAAAAAUAUUCAGGUUGAAAAGACUGCACGCUGCUCAACUGCAGUUCUUUACUCUCCUUCAUGCCAACUUAAAAGACUGUGCAGGUUAUAAGCGUCUUCUCCUGACUGUGUGUCAAUUAAACUGAGCAAAUAAAGUGCACUCCUGGCAUAUCUCCAUCACUUACCUGAGAGGAUACUUCUGGUUUCCCCUUCAGUGUCACUGCAGAGCGGCAAGGCAGCGGUCUUGUGAUGGACGGCUUUCCUGACCAUCCCAGUCACUGAUGCACACCGCUUCACAGCGAGGCAUGAGGAGGGUCAUGUAUCUCCCUUUGCAGGUAUGUGGAUGCCUGGGAGACAGCUGCCACUGGGUGAGGUGAUAAAGCAGCCCAUUUCGUUCUGGGGACAUCUGAUCAGUCUGGCAGCACUGGGCCCGACUGAAACUGGAUCACACAGGAGCAGGAGGGAGUGGGCACCAGGCUGUCAGAGCAAAGCCAGAAAACAACUGGGUCUGGGCUGCGAUUCCAGGCCGAAGGUGGAAGUGUAAAAUACAACUGUGUUUACAUUCAGAGAGCUUGAUUUUAGGGAGUGUAUCCCUGUGUGGGCUUCAAAUACACUGAUGUAUGAGUGACACUAAUACCAUGUUCUUAGAUGUAAACAUUAAGCUAAACAUUGUUCAAACCUCUAGAACAUGUGGGAGGUUAUGUGCCUAAAUUAAAGGCAGUUGAUUAUAUUAUUAAGGUGCGAAAAUGUAUAUGAGCUACUGACUUCGGUCUGAAAAUAAAACCCAGUAGAAUUGCAACAUGACCUCCAGGAUUAAAAAGACAACAUACAGUUGAUUCCUACCUAAAUCCUGCAUUUUCUAUCGGAAAAAAACACUCAGACCUGUCAGGACGAUAUGACAAAAUUGUUUUCACACACGUCCAGUAGUUAUGAGUCUUGUUUGUGUCCACCUGGCAAGUGUAAGUUCAAAUUUCACCCUCUUUUAUCUCCGUUUUUGGUCUCUACCAACUGCUGAGGGAAAUCUCUGUCUCUCUAGCUGUUAAAUACUCCACUAUGUUCGCCAGCUAGUUGCUACUGUGUCUGCUAAGCAUGCCUUUCAUUCCUAUAAAAGUUGCUCAGUGGUGCAUGAAGCCAAAAAAGGUUCAACUGCCACUUAGAAAAAUACCCGUACCGCUUUCGUGUGUGGUCCAUAGAGCAGGCACACUAGAGACUUUCUCCAGCUGAGCCAGGUACUUUGGUUUAGUGCUCCGCUAACUUGAAUGGUAAUACAAUAAUUCAAUCGCAAAGCUCUUCUAGAUUUUCUAAAUGUUAUCAGACUGAAUGGAUCAAACUCUGAUCUUUUCACAGGGGUUGUGACACUCAAAAUGUACCCACCGAAUUACAGAUUCUCUGUUUUGUUAAGUCUCUGGGAACAAGUAUUUUUGGGCCACAUGGCAUCAUGUGA
Epinephelus moara (kelp grouper) is the source of this 4256-nucleotide messenger RNA. RefSeq names its product IQ motif containing K (gene iqck). Gene Ontology annotation, molecular function: protein binding. NCBI's taxonomy places the organism in Eukaryota, Metazoa, Chordata, Actinopteri, Perciformes, Serranidae. The record is from RefSeq and is a predicted model, not a curated record. The transcript is spliced from 8 exons. The coding region runs from base 33 to 938 and encodes 301 amino acids.